Mugil cephalus (flathead mullet) is the source of this 1954-nucleotide messenger RNA. RefSeq names its product monoacylglycerol O-acyltransferase 2 (gene mogat2). Gene Ontology annotation, molecular function: 2-acylglycerol O-acyltransferase activity; diacylglycerol O-acyltransferase activity. Bases 336 to 1343 code for a protein of 335 amino acids. Gene Ontology annotation, biological process: diacylglycerol biosynthetic process; triglyceride biosynthetic process. The record is from RefSeq and is a predicted model, not a curated record. NCBI's taxonomy places the organism in Eukaryota, Metazoa, Chordata, Actinopteri, Mugiliformes, Mugilidae. Gene Ontology annotation, cellular component: endoplasmic reticulum membrane. The transcript is spliced from 6 exons.
CACGCUGACUGAUUUCCAUAUACACCAGGAAGUUAAACCCCGGUAGCAGAAUGAAGAGUCCCUUCAUUCACUGACUUGUGGUUGUUCUUGUUUGAGACCUCUGCGUUGGAUCAGCGCUUCUUGUGGGGUCAAAAGUCUGAUGUGGCAGAUAUGGAUUGACAAAUCAAGACCUGUAUUGAGUUUCUGAGAUAAGCCUCUCAAAUAGGAAGUGAUGGUGGAGAGGUGAGAAGGGCAGACUUUGGACCCACUCCUCGCUCGCUCUUCUUCUUCUUCUUCAUUUUCUCCUCCUGUGCAGCAGCAACGUCUCGGUUUGUCUCCCUUCUCUUGUGAAAAACAUGAAAAUUGAUUUUGCCCCCGUGGACGUGCCCCUCCAAAGGAGACUGCAGACGCUCUCGGUGCUGCAGUGGGUCUUCUCCUUCCUUGGUCUGGCACCAACCUGCAUCUUCCUCUUCUUCUUCCUGCUCUUCACCCGCUUCUGGCUGAUCAGCGUGCUGUACGCCGUCUGGUGGUACUACGACUACGACACCCCUACGCGGGGAGGCCGCAGGGUGCCCUUCUUGUGCGGCCUCAAAGUGUGGGAACACAUGCGCGAUUACUUCCCGAUCAAGUUGGUGAAGACAGCUGACCUAGACCCCAGACACAACUACGUCCUGGGCUUCCAUCCUCAUGGCGUGCUGGUAGCGGGAGCCUUUACCAACUUCUGCUCAUAUGCGACGGGCUUCAAACAGCUGUUCCCAGGCCUCACUUCCUACCUGCUCAUGUUGCCCCUUUGGUUCAGAACUCCGUUUUUUAGAGACUACAUCAUGUGCGCAGGUCUGAUUCCUUCAGACAAAGAGAGCGCUGCGUAUGUGCUCCGUCACAGGCGUGCUGGAAGCGCUGUCGUAAUAGCUGUCGGUGGAGCCCCAGAGGCCCUUGAUGCCCACCCUGGGAGCUUCAAUGUACUAUUGGCCAAUAAGAAAGGCUUCAUCAAAAUGGCCAUGGAGUGUGGAGCUCACCUGGUGCCAGUCUUCUCCUUUGGAGAGAACGAAGUGUUCGACCAGGUGGAGAACCCAAAAGGAACGUGGCUUAGGUGGACACAGGAACGGCUGCAGAGCGUCAUGGGGGUCUCUCUGCCUCUCUUCCAUGCACGUGGCGUUUUCCAGUACUCCUUUGGUCUCAUGCCCUACAGAAAACCCAUCAACACAGUAGUCGGCCGGCCAAUCACGGUGGUGAAGAAAGAGAAGCCAACCGCAGAGGAACUAGACGCCCUCCACCAGCUCUACAUGGACGAACUCAGCAAUCUGUUUGAAGAGCACAAAGCCAACUACGGGGUGGACAAGGACACACACUUGAACUUUGUCUAACCCGGAAUGAAGAUGGAGGGGAAUUGAAUUCCUAUUUAUUUGUGAAACAACGGCGCUUUAGAUCCAGAUCAUUUUACCUUCUGACUUGCUCUGUACACCUGUAUUUGCUCUCAACAGACCUGCAAACUAUAACGCCUUGUUUCAGCCUAAAAAAUGUGAAGACAACGGCUGCUUUAAAAUUCCAAGGGGGGAAAAAAAAUGCAAAGUCCUCUCUGAACUUACACUUAACCAGGAAAAGGUUUGUUUGGUUAAUUUAGAAUCAUUUUGAUUCAUUAAUGCUUAAAUCCAUCUUUUAGCAAGAGAGAGCUGUCCUGGUGUGUGUAAAUGUAACUGAAGCUGUUCGCUUGUGUAGGAAUACCUUGCAGAUUACUUCCAGCACAUUUUUCUGUCAUGUCCAUGUAUUCUAAACCUAUACCAUGUCAUUUUCAAAAUUAGAUAAUAAAAAAAAGACUGACUCUGAUGAUGCAGUAAUUGCUUUGUAGUUUAGGUGCAGCAACAUCCUGUCCUGACAUUUUGCCUAUGUUUGCAAGCUUAUUUGUUCUAAGUGGCCUGCUUCUGGCAAUUUGACUUUGUGAUUACUCUUCAUAAUAAAAUGUUUGGGGUCGUGCAAA